Molecule: messenger RNA, 96 nt
Organism: Emys orbicularis (European pond turtle)
Lineage: Eukaryota; Metazoa; Chordata; Testudines; Emydidae
Gene: SLN
Product: sarcolipin
Exons: 1
Coding region: 1-96 (31 amino acids)
Cellular component (GO): membrane
Molecular function (GO): enzyme regulator activity
Source: RefSeq, a predicted model, not a curated record
AUGGACCGAUCCACGCAAGAGCUUUUCCUCAACUUCAUGAUUGUCCUCAUAACUGUGCUCCUCAUGUGGAUUCUGGUGAAAUCUUAUCAGGACUAA